CAAAAAAACAACAAAUCUCGGCAGUUUUCCGUUUCGUGGUUGGUUUUUCCGUGAUUUUCCAUCGUCCAAAGCCCCCCCAUUAGCAUGGGAGAGAGUGAGGAGAAGAAAGGGGGAAAGGAUGGACCGGACGAUGCGGUCCCAGCGCUGGAUCUUUCGAAAACUCCGAAGGAAAUCUACUUCGAGCUGCUGAGGACGUGGGUCUAUCAUGCCGAGAUGCAGAAUCACAUGCAGGCUUACUUCCCGCACUACCUCAUGAGCAACUAUCCGCAGCUGUUUCAACUGAAUGCCGGUUCCGGAGCAGGAGAUCCGCCCGCACUGCCGGCCCUUCAUACCAGCAUGAACCCCACGGCUAGUGCUACGGCCCGGAUUAAUGCUGCAGUGGCUGCUGCGGCGGCCGUGGCCGCUGCCAAUAAUGCAUCGGCAGCAGGGCAGACCGCCGGAGCGAAUAAUCGUACCGGCCGAACGGAUCUUCUCGAUCCAGCACGUCCCGAUGCAGCAAUCAACCGCCACGGUGGAUUUGAGUACGUGAUCGCUCCUCUGUGGAAGCGAUUUGCGGCCGAAGCGAUCGAUAUUGCAAUCAUUUUUCUACUGAAGAUAAUGACCACACUGGCGUUUAUUGAUGCUUUCGAUAUCGAUCUAUUCUAUAUGGACCUAGAUGCCAUCAGAAACUCAUUCGAAGAGGACUACACGGAGCUGCUAUCGUUUACGUCCGAGUUAAUAUUCCUGGAAAUUGUCAUAAAGAUCGCGGUCUGUAUCUAUGAAGCGGCCUGGACGGCUCACGUACAGGUCAUUCCGGGCAGCGCGACUCCGGGGAAGAUGCUGAUGGGAUUGCGAAUCGUGCACGCCGAAUCGGUGGUCGUGCUCGAACCACAGCCCCUACCGGGACUGCUAAACAAUCAAAUCCCGCUAAGAGCGCUACUAUACCCAGCGACACCGCCCAGCUUUGGCCGUGCGUUCGCCCGGGCAGUUGUGAAGAACGUGGUGAUAGCGUUCUUCUUCCCGAUGUGUCUACUGCUGCUCUGCUUCCGGCACAAUCGCUCCAUCUAUGACGUGAUGACGAAGACGGUAGUGGUGGAGGAUAAUCCAAAUCCUGUCCUUCGAAGGCGCUAAAAAUGUUGUAAAUUUGCUUGAGCUGUAAUUGAGCUUUAUGUACGGCUGUGUGUGGAAUGUUGCGAAGACGUUUACUAAAUGUCCAAAUACCAAAAGCCAGAGCACGGAAAAUACGAAACCAGUGUAGGGAGGGGAUUACUGUUAAAAAGGAGGGUGUUUCUUUCACUGUAUAUGCAAUUGAGAGACGAGUCAGUAUGGACACUUUAUGGGUACCAUUUUUAGUUUACCAAAUAAAUGUAUAUCAAUGAUGAAUUCAAAACCCU
Messenger RNA from Anopheles aquasalis, 1373 nucleotides. Its product is annotated as protein FAM8A1. NCBI's taxonomy places the organism in Eukaryota, Metazoa, Arthropoda, Insecta, Diptera, Culicidae. The record is from RefSeq and is a predicted model, not a curated record.